AUGGCUGAUAAGUGUCACUUGUGUCUACUGGGACUGAUCUUUCUCUCUUCACUUCUCACAGGUUCCAGUGGAGUGAAUGAGACUUCUGUGUUCAUCAGUUCUGGUGAAGAUGUCCGUCUGCCCUGUAAUAAUGCUCUUUCUGACUGUAAAUCAACUACAUGGAACUAUGAAAGAUUCAGAGAUUCAGCAGCAGUUGAACUGUUUGCUGGAGGGAGAAAGAAGACAGACACAGAGAGACAUGAGAGACUGAGUCUGGAGUCUGACUGCUCUCUGAACAUCAACAAUGUCACAAAACGAGAUGGUGGACUUUACUUCUGCAGACAAUAUGUGAAUAAUGAACAACAGGGAACUGAUGCUCGUGUUUUUCUGCAUGUUCUUCAUGUCUCUUCUUCAUCCUCACAGACUGAGGUCAGUGCAGGCCGGACUGUGACUUUUUCCUGUCAGUUUUAUUCAUAUGCUGGGGUCAGUUGUGACGAUUGGAUACAUUCUGAGCGAAUUGAGUUGUUCUGGGUGAAUCAGGGUGGUCUUAAACUGACAAAAUCAGACUCUAGAUAUCGGAUAUCGGCUCCAGGUCAGUGUAUCAUCUCUCUGAAGACAACAAUCCUGAAUGAAGUUGACAACAGAGAGUGGAGAUGCAAUGUUACUCAAAGAAAUCAACUCCGAACCUCAACCACAUAUACUGGCAAGAGUUCAGUCAGCAGCUCAAACUCCGAGACGACAUCAAGACACACUCCAACAGCAGCUGAUAUACAAGUGAUCGAGAUUAUUGUUAAGUUUGCAGUAUUUGCAGUGUUUGCUGCUCCUACAGUGAUUCUUCUUCAGAUCAUCUGUGACAGAAGAGCUGAAAACAAAGCAAAACUCCCCACCACAAAGAAAUACUGA
Molecule: messenger RNA, 882 nt
Organism: Carassius auratus (goldfish)
Lineage: Eukaryota; Metazoa; Chordata; Actinopteri; Cypriniformes; Cyprinidae
Exons: 6
Coding region: 1-882 (293 amino acids)
Biological process (GO): T cell activation; interleukin-15-mediated signaling pathway; positive regulation of ERK1 and ERK2 cascade
Cellular component (GO): external side of plasma membrane; membrane raft
Molecular function (GO): protein tyrosine kinase binding; MHC class II protein binding
Source: RefSeq, a predicted model, not a curated record